Molecule: messenger RNA, 453 nt
Organism: Rhizophagus irregularis DAOM 181602=DAOM 197198
Lineage: Eukaryota; Fungi; Glomeromycota; Glomeromycetes; Glomerales; Glomeraceae
Source: RefSeq, a predicted model, not a curated record
AUGAAAAUAUCGCAUCAUAUUUCUUCUUUAAAACGAAGAAAUCAAAUUGACCGAGGCGUAGAUCAAAUAAAUGAUGAAGAUUUUGUAAAUAUCAAUCAUUUCAUUGAAACCACUUCUUCUUCAGGAAAUGGUUUACCACAUUCAAAUAAUUAUCAAGCUUUAAAUAAUUAUCAAGCUUUUGGAUCUGAUGAUGAUAUUAAUAAUCAUCCUUUAGAAACAAAUUCAGCUUGGAGAAUACUUGCAAUUUUAGGAUUGGUUUGGACAAUUGUAAUAUUGUUGGUAGUUUUUAUAUUUAUAAUUAAAAAGACUGUUCUUUCACCACCUGAUGCAGAUCAGCUUCCAGAAACGAAUCCUGAAAAUGAGUGGAUGAUUGCUUCAUUUGAAAAUUCAGAUAAUGAAAAUAUUGAAGUACCUUUAUCGACGAAUGUCUCUCGUGAAACGAUUGAUAAUUAA